Messenger RNA from Suillus fuscotomentosus, 629 nucleotides. RefSeq names its product rhamnose mutarotase. The transcript has 5 exons. Gene Ontology annotation, molecular function: racemase and epimerase activity, acting on carbohydrates and derivatives. NCBI's taxonomy places the organism in Eukaryota, Fungi, Basidiomycota, Agaricomycetes, Boletales, Suillaceae. Bases 101 to 475 code for a protein of 124 amino acids. The record is from RefSeq and is a predicted model, not a curated record.
CCAAACCUACCACCGGGCCGACCCCGUGGUCACGAUGUUUGGUCGGCCUGAUUAGUUCCUGGUUGGUAGCAUCCAAGGUCUCGACGCCUUGUUACCUCCCAUGUCUGCUCCACAUACCAAGCGUAUUUGCCAGAUAAUCAAGCUCAAACCAGAAUGCGCCGACGAAUACAAAGAGGUCCACAGGAACGUCUGGCCCGGCGUCCUCAACGCCAUUAGACGGUACCACAUCGUGGACUACUCUAUCAACCAUUACCCGCAGCUGAAUCUGCUUAUCGCAAACUUCAAGUACACGGGUAGUGACUUUGAGAAAGAUAUGAAAGCCAUCGGGGACGACGAGGAGACGCAGAGGUGGUGGAGGCUCACAGAUAGUAUGCAGGAGAGCUUCAAUGAUGGUGCGUCUGGGAGUGGAAAGGAUAUCCCUUGGUGGACGGACGUUGAGGAAGUCUUCCGGUUCGAAGGGGGCUCUUCAGCAUGAUACGUUGACAGCCAUUGCUGAUGAGAUUGACUACCUCACUGCGUGAAUCAAGUAUUGGAUGGCAGCUAUGCCGUCAGCGUGUAGUAAACCGUGCCAUGAUAAAAAAAAGUAGUGCGAUAUUGAAAAGGCAGAGAAUGAAGUAAAUUUGCUCAAG